This is a messenger RNA of Lynx canadensis (Canada lynx), 2124 nucleotides long. RefSeq names its product RAB3A interacting protein (gene RAB3IP). The transcript is spliced from 11 exons. Gene Ontology annotation, cellular component: Golgi to plasma membrane transport vesicle. The coding region runs from base 425 to 1843 and encodes 472 amino acids. Gene Ontology annotation, biological process: exocytosis. Gene Ontology annotation, molecular function: guanyl-nucleotide exchange factor activity. Lineage: Eukaryota; Metazoa; Chordata; Mammalia; Carnivora; Felidae. The record is from RefSeq and is a predicted model, not a curated record.
CGGAGGGGGUGGGGGGGUCUAAGAGAGUUCCCCGAACAAGUGUGCAGCCCCGCGCUGCGCGGGACCUGGAGCAGGGUGAAGCGGUAGGCUUGGACCUGGGGUCGUGGAAAAGGACAAGCGAGGCUCGGUGCCGAGGCGUAGAGGUCACGCUCGGCGGGUUUCGGCGAAACCUGGGCGACCGGAGCGAGCGCCCGGAGUCGCGCGCCUUAGAGUGGCAGCGCAUUUCAGCCUGACUUUUGUUUCGGGGAGUUGAGAAGAGCUGCACCGACGUAAUUGUAAUUACACUGCCCUUUCAGCGUUGACAACUCUCUGACCGCCCUGGGACCAGCCGGCUCUAAUGGACUCUAGAAGUGAUGAUGUUAGGUGGAAUCUGCAGCACGUGAAGAGUUGCCAGUUGUUAUGGGAUUAAGAAAACAAAUCUGUAAUGGCUAAAGGGUUAUCUUAUGAUGAGGCUUUUGCUAUGGCUAAUGACCCCUUGGAAGGCUUCCAUGAAGUAAACCUUGCUUCACCUACUUCUCCAGACCUUCUUGGUGUGUAUGAAUCAGGAACUCAAGAGCAGACUACCUCACCAAGUGUCAUCUACCGGCCACAUCCUUCAGCUCUGUGCUCUGCCCCCAUUCAGGCUAAUGCCUUAGAUGUUUCCGACCUUCCUACACAACCUGUGUAUUCAUCCCCCAGACGUUUAAAUUGUGCAGAAAUAUCUAGUAUCAGCAUCCAUGUUACAGAUCCAGCGCCUUGUUCUACCUCUGCAGUCACAGCUGGGUUAACUAAAUUAACUGCGAGAAAGGACAACUGUAAUGCAGAGAGGGAGUUUUUACAGGGUGCUACUAUACCAGAGGCUUGUGAUGGCAGUGACGAUAUAUUUGGGUUGAGUACUGAUAGUCUGUCCCGUUUACGAAGCCCAUCUGUUUUGGAAGUCAGAGAAAAGGGCUAUGAAAGAUUAAAAGAAGAACUUGCAAAAGCUCAGAGGGAACUGAAGUUAAAAGAUGAAGAGUGUGAGAGGCUUUCUAAAGUGCGAGAUCAACUCGGACAGGAACUGGAGGAGCUCACAGCCAGUCUGUUUGAGGAAGCUCAUAAGAUGGUGAGAGAAGCAAAUGUUAAGCAGGCAACAGCAGAAAAGCAGUUAAAGGAAGCACAAGGAAAAAUUGAUGUACUUCAAGCUGAAGUAGCCGCAUUGAAGACACUCGUAUUGUCCAGUUCUCCAACAUCACCCACACAAGAGCCUCUGCCAGGUGGAAAGACACCUUUUAAAAGGGGGCAUACAAGAAAUAAAAGUACAAGCAGCGCUAUGAGCGGCAGUCAUCAGGACCUCAGUGUGAUACAGCCAAUUGUAAAAGACUGCAAAGAGGCUGACUUAUCUCUGUAUAAUGAAUUCAGAUCUUGGAAGGAUGAUCCCACAAUGGAUAGAUCGUGUCCUUUCUUAGACAAAAUUUAUCAGGAAGAUAUCUUUCCAUGUUUAACAUUCUCAAAAAGUGAGUUGGCUUCAGCCGUUCUGGAGGCUGUGGAAAACAAUACUCUAAGCAUUGAACCAGUGGGAUUACAACCUAUUCGAUUUGUGAAAGCUUCUGCAGUCGAAUGUGGAGGACCAAAAAAAUGUGCUCUAACUGGCCAGAGUAAGUCCUGUAAACACAGAAUUAAAUUAGGGGACUCAAGCAACUAUUACUAUAUUUCUCCCUUUUGCAGAUACAGGAUCACCUCUGUAUGUAACUUCUUUACAUACAUUCGAUAUAUUCAGCAGGGGCUCGUGAAACAGCAGGAUGUUGAUCAGAUGUUUUGGGAAGUUAUGCAGUUGAGAAAAGAGAUGUCAUUGGCAAAGCUGGGAUAUUUCAAAGAGGAACUCUGAUGCUCUCUGCCUGGGACCAUGCAUGAACCUCCCUGAAUACCUGGAAAAUGGCUGAAUAUUUUUAUGGUUACUUGAUAUUUAUUACCAAGGAGUGGGCCCAAGACUUUUUCCCUCUUUUGCAGAUUACACUAAGAAGUACUGUGAUUUCUUUUAAAUUGACCUAUGCUGUGUUUGCUUACUCUUUAGUUGAACACACUAUAGAGAAUUACAGGUGUACUAGUGAUUGUAAUUUAUAGUUGCCCAAAAGACAAAAAUAAAAGCUGAAUAAAUAAGUACAUAAA